AUGGAGGCGGCGGCGGCGGCGGUUGCCAGGCCGGGGCUCGAGCUCUGCGGGGCCUGGAUGGUGGUCCGAGGGGGGUGCAGGCUCCUCGCUGCCCGCUACAAAGAGCCCAGCCAAGAUGAUCUUUUCAUAUACGAUUGUACCACUGCAGGCAAGAAACCUCAGGAAAACAAAGGAGAGGAUGGAAAGUCAGCAGUUAAAUCAAGUGAUACUAUCCUUGCCUGUGCAUUUUCUUCACCUGGAACCUACUUUGCUCUGACUGAUGACAACAAACGCCUGAUUCUUUUUCGUACUAAACCUUCCUGGGAAUGCUUGAGCGUAAGACUUGUCACUAGAAGAUGCACUUCCCUGAUUAUAACAGCAGCAGAAGAUAAGAUUCUGGUUGCUGACAAAUCUGGAGACGUCUAUUCUUAUUCAGUAGCUGAACCAGAAAAUACAGGAACAAUUGAACUUGGGCACCUGUCUCUUCUUUUGGAUAUGGCUUUGAGUCCUGAUGACCAGUAUAUCUUAACAGCUGACCGAGAUGAGAAGAUACGAGUUAGUUUGACAAGAGCACCACAUAACAUUGUAUCCUUCUGCCUGGGACACAGAGAGUUCGUCAGUCGAAUAUUUAUAAUACCAGACUAUCCAGAUCUUCUCUUAUCAGCUUCUGGGGACUGUACACUGAGGCUUUGGGAGUACAAAAGUGGGAAAGAAGUCCAUUGUUGCCACCUGAAUAAUUUGGAUGUACAUGAGGCCACCAAAAAUGAGAAGAAAUAUGCAGUCUCAAGAACAACCUAUUCUUGUGAAGGAAAUUACAUUGCAAUUUUAUAUGACUGUGUUCCCACAGUAUCCAUCUUCCAGCUUGACGCUGAUGCACAGAAACUCCUUUGCAAACAACAUAUCUCCUUGAAUCACCAAGGCUGGGACGUUGCAUUUACGGAAACUGGUGGGCUCUGGAUUCUACAAGAGGAUAAGGAAACACCACUUCUGUUGUACCAACCAGUGGAUGGACAAUGGCAGCCUGUUAUUGAAGAGGAAGGCUUGAUAAAAAUGUCAAAAUACGUGCGCAGCAACUGGACAAUGUUUGAAGACUCUGUUGGCAAAGGAGGCUGCUAUCAGAAUCUCUACAAGGCUUCUUUUGAUAACAUGGCUGUUUACCUGCAAAAGAAAGAAGAAAGACUGCAGCAGCAUGAGAAUAAAAGACAGGAACUGCUGCAUGCAUCCAAUGGACAGACAAAAAAGGUCAAAACCGAAGGGCCGUACUCGUGA
Euleptes europaea (tarantolino) is the source of this 1248-nucleotide messenger RNA. It is a transcript of the gene WDR4, whose product is annotated as WD repeat domain 4. Gene Ontology annotation, molecular function: protein binding; tRNA (guanine(46)-N7)-methyltransferase activity. The coding region runs from base 1 to 1248 and encodes 415 amino acids. NCBI's taxonomy places the organism in Eukaryota, Metazoa, Chordata, Lepidosauria, Squamata, Sphaerodactylidae. The transcript is spliced from 11 exons. Gene Ontology annotation, biological process: RNA (guanine-N7)-methylation. The record is from RefSeq and is a predicted model, not a curated record. Gene Ontology annotation, cellular component: nucleus; cytosol; tRNA methyltransferase complex.